This is a messenger RNA of Gossypium raimondii (Peruvian cotton), 1131 nucleotides long. Its product is annotated as 40S ribosomal protein S6. Bases 149 to 898 code for a protein of 249 amino acids. NCBI's taxonomy places the organism in Eukaryota, Viridiplantae, Streptophyta, Magnoliopsida, Malvales, Malvaceae. Gene Ontology annotation, biological process: translation. Gene Ontology annotation, cellular component: ribosome. Gene Ontology annotation, molecular function: structural constituent of ribosome. The transcript has 6 exons. The record is from RefSeq and is a predicted model, not a curated record.
ACUAGCAGCACCCAAUCAUUCCCCUUUUAUAUAUAUAAAUAUCCACAAAUAAAAACCCUUUAACAGAAGCGAAACCCUAACCUUAAGGCUUAAAGCUAGCAAGAGCAGAGCUGCGGCAUUUCUUCCUCAGAAGACCCAUCAAACAGAAAUGAAGUUCAACAUUGCAAAUCCGACUACUGGUUGCCAAAAAAAGCUGGAAAUUGAUGAUGACCAGAAACUUCGAGCCUUUUUUGACAAGAGGAUCUCACAGGAAGUCAGUGGUGAUGCCCUCGGUGAGGAGUUUAAGGGCUAUGUAUUCAAGAUCAUGGGAGGCUGUGAUAAACAAGGUUUUCCAAUGAAGCAAGGAGUUCUCACUCCUGGGCGUGUUCGUCUUUUGCUUCACAGAGGUACUCCCUGCUUCCGUGGGUAUGGUAGGAGAAAUGGAGAGCGUAGGAGGAAGUCAGUUCGCGGAUGCAUUGUUAGUCAGGAUCUUUCAGUUUUGAACUUGGUUAUUGUGAAAAAGGGUGAAAAUGAUCUUCCUGGACUGACUGACACUGAGAAGCCAAGAAUGAGGGGUCCAAAGAGAGCAUCAAAAAUCAGGAAGUUGUUCAACCUGUCUAAGGAGGAUGAUGUUCGGAAGUAUGUUAAUACUUAUCGCCGAACCUUUACAACCAAAUCCGGUAAGAAAGUCAGCAAGGCUCCCAAAAUUCAGAGGUUGGUGACUCCUUUGACCCUGCAGAGGAAGCGUGGCAGAAUUGCAGAGAAGAAGAAGAGAGUUGCAAAGGCCAAGGCUGAUGCUGCUGAGUACCAGAAGCUGCUUGCCCAGAGGUUGAAGGAGCAGCGUGAGCGCAGGAGUGAGAGCUUAGCCAAGAAGAGAUCCAGGCUCUCUGCUGCUUCUAAGCCUUCCAUUGCAGCUUAACUGUGGUUUGGCAUUUUGGUCAGUAGUUGAAUGUUUGAUUCUGAAACUGUUUUUAUUUGUCGAGGUCAUUUUGAUUAUUCAAUUUUCUAGAGUCCGCCGAUGGUUUUUUGGGGUAUUGUUUUUUUAGUGUAUCAGUAUCACAUGAACAAUAUGUUUUGAAUGUGUUAUGACUAUGUUUUGGAUGUUUACCUACUCAAUUACUUUAUGAAUGGUUAAAUUUACUGAUUAGAUUA